This is a messenger RNA of Glycine soja, 1414 nucleotides long. Its product is annotated as heavy metal-associated isoprenylated plant protein 39-like. Lineage: Eukaryota; Viridiplantae; Streptophyta; Magnoliopsida; Fabales; Fabaceae. Gene Ontology annotation, molecular function: metal ion binding. The transcript is spliced from 3 exons. The coding region runs from base 108 to 524 and encodes 138 amino acids. The record is from RefSeq and is a predicted model, not a curated record.
AUCGCAACUUUUUCAUUUUUCUUACUUUUCAACUCUCUUUUACCUUUUUCGUAGUUUUCACUAACACUCCCCUAUUUUAGCUCUCACAAACUUCGUACAGUGACAAUAUGAAGAAAGUUGUGUUGAAGGUGGAAAUACAUGAUGACAAAAUCAAGAAAAAAGCUAUGAAGGCUGUCUCUGGCAUUUUAGGGGUUGAGUUAGUUUCUGCAGACACGAAAGACAAGAAAUUGACCAUAAUUGGGGACAUUGAUCCAGUAAAAGUAGUAGCCAAGCUAAGGAAGCAGCUUUGUCACGCAGACAUAGUUUUUGUUGGACCAACAAAAGAGGAGAAGAAGGAAGAACCUAAAAAAGAUUCAGCAAAAGAAAUUGUUGUAACAAUAGCUUAUGGCAAACCGAGAAAAUUAUUGGCUGAGUCGCGGACAAUGUCGCUUUUUUUAAGACGUUUCGUGGCACUGCCAAAAAUUAUGCAAGCAGACUAUCUACCACGAAGUCCCCAGGAUAAAACAGCCCAAAUUACUGUAUAAGAUUCCCACUGCACCGAGAGAACCUUUUCUAGAAUUACACUCUCUUGUAUUUGAGAAGUCACUCUAAAGCCACCCGAAAAUAUGACUUGAAAAAUCACUUUAACAGCCAACCAAAAAUAUGACUUGAAAAGUCACUCUAAUAGCCAACCGAAAAAUAUGACUUGAAAAGUCACUAUUAUAACCAAUCGAAAAUAUGACUUAAAAAGUCACUCUUAUAGCCAACCAAAAAAUAUGGCUUGAAAAGUUACUAUUAUAGCCAACCGAAAAUUUUAGAGCGACAGAAAGAGGGAGAAGUUUGUCAGAAAUGCAUCGACUCAAAUAUGAGAGGGAGAAAGAAAAGUUGAGGAAAUACUUCUCAACUGGGGUAAGGAAAAAAGAAGAAAGAAGCUCUCUAUAUAUAGGAAGUGAAACAUUAUUCAAGUGUUUAUCCUGAGCGAUGUGAGACUUGAAGUCUUUUUUUCUUUCUUUUUGUCAAACUUUCAUCCACAUUCUCCUUUGUUCUAACAGAAAUUGUGCCAUCUGAUCUACUCAAGUUCCAUCAACCCUAUUAUGUCUAUUGUUAUUAUCCGUCGAAACCACACUACAAUCCAUAUUACAGUGCCAUCAGUAUGGAAGAGGAUCCUAAUAACUGUGUCAUCGUCUAAAUUUUUAUUACCAAGUCGGAUUAAAAAUAUUAAACCAAAUAUACAUAUAUUGUAUUUACCUUUUCUCGAUCCGUUUCUUGUGAUUUUAGAUCGAGGAUUGUGUUUUCAAAAUCAGUAAGGAGUAUGGUGUACAGGAUUCUAUGUUGUUGGUUUCAAACUUAAGACUUAUGCAGAAUCUUGAUAAGAAUUCAUAUGUAAUAACUAUGAAAAAUUCGCCGAUUGAGUAUUUGGCUCUCUGCCUUUUAA